UUUUGACGUAGCGGCAUCCAAUAUGGCGCGACACGCGUUUGCAUUCCAUCUGCGAUCGGAGUAUAAUAAUGUGGUUAAAGUUUUAUUAUCGGUUUUAAUAUUUCAACGAGUGCACAGGUUAUUUUGUAUUCUCGGAUGAACGGUAAUAUUUUUUUAGUUAGGAAAAAGUCGUCUUUUGAUAUCGAUAUCGUUUUUUAAUAGUUAAUACGAGUGACACUACGUCAACUUUAACCUCUCUUUACACGAGUUCCAGUUGACACUUUAGUACACGUUUAUAAAAGCGAUAUAAGUUAUAUAUUUAAUAAUUAUGCGAAUACUCGGCUAUUGCGUGACAGAAAAGAGGUAUAUUUAAUCUAAUUUUAUAAUCGAGGAAGUAUUGUUUGAUAUCGGUCUUAUUUUUAAAUAUUCGCAUUAACUCUAAUUUAAUUAAACGUAAUCUCACGUUUUGAAAUGACUUUUGUCUCAUUCAUAAAAGCAAGUAAACGCGAUAAAUGAGUGCUCCUGAAGAAUCAUUGAACGAUCAGGAUCCUGAUUAUGUUUCCACAAUUUCCAACGAUCAAGUUCAACAGAAAAUUUACGAGGAAAAUGCAAGAAACACCACUGCAAGAAAAAUAACUGCGAUAGUGGAGAAGGAAUUUGGAAAGGAAAUCGAGUUGAAGGAAAAGGAAAUUCUACAGAUACAAGAAAGAUUGCAUAAAGCCUUGAAGACUUUUCACCUCUUGCGCUAUCUCAUAAUUACUAAGUUUUACGAUCGCAAACAGUGUCAAAUUCCUCAAGUCGCAGAGACAUCGAAACAAACGAGAAUUCAUCCUGCGAUUAAAUCAUUACUCGGAAAAUAUCCUAAAUCCGUUCAUUGUGCAAAUCUUGCAGUGGCAUCAACAUCUACAGAUCCUGGAUUGUCAUGCAAUGACGAAUCUCUUGCACCAACUGCAGCCAGUAGCACACUUAAAACUGAAGAAAACACGGACAAACAUGUGUUGCAAGGUGAAAAGAGAAAACUGCCAGACGAAGAAUGUCGACCUCGUAAAGUGCCUCGCUACAUACCACCAAAGAGUAAUGUGUCAACCAAGGCAGGUCCCUCACGCGGCAAUAGCCGCAAAGUCUGUAAGCGUUUUGUUAUUGGUAACAUAUCCAAGUGGAUCGCACCGGAUUGGCGAGAAGACGCGUCUAGUCAUAAGUGGACGAUAUACGUGCGCACUGACGAAGGCGAAAUUAAUAACAUUAGUACUUUCGUCAGUAAGGUGAGGUUCUUCCUGCAUCCUAGUUACCGUCCAAAUGACGUCAUCGAGGUCACGUCGUAUCCGUUUCAUCUGUCCAGACGUGGAUGGGGCGAGUUUCCUGUUAGAGUACAGUUACAUUUUAAAAAUGUUCUUGAUAAACCUGUAGACAUUAUUCACCAUUUGAAAUUGGAUCACACUUACACAGGAUUGCAAACACUAGGCUCAGAAACUCUGGUCAACAUAUGGAUUCAUACAGAGUCAUCUAAUUUUGAACAGAAUGAUAGUAAUGAAUCUAUUCAAUCUUCCUUUAAUAACGCAUCCAUAAAAAUAGAACCGAGCAAUGAUAAUAGUUUCGAGUUUACUCGUAAACAAUCUACAGUAAAAUCUAUGGAAACUACGGAUGAACAGAUGAACACUUUCGAAGAAAUUCGAGUGAAAGAAGAAACAAUUAAUUCGGAAACACACGAACAAUCUAAUCUAUCAUCGGAUUUAAUAUCACCCGAGAAAUUGAGAAACGUCGGAGUAAAAGUUGAAUUCAAUAAUACAACCAUGAACACAUGCAACAACAGGAAUAAAUCUGAUCUAGAUGAAACAAAUUACAUUAAGCAUGAUCAUAAUUAUGUGAGUAGACAGUAUUUCGAUUCUGAUUGUUAUAUCGAAAGAAAAGGAAACACAACUAUAGAACAUUUUCUGGAAAGUGACUGCGCUUUCGCGACCAAUUCAUCAGCAGUUGGCGAUAAAGAAGAGGAACUUGACAAUGUACAAAUUACAUCUAGAUUUAAUAGUGACAUUCAGUCUUCCAGUAGUUCUCAGUCUUUGGUGAUCUCAACCGUACCUGAAAAUAAUUUGCAAGUCAACGCAGCAUUUCAAGAAAGAAAUAGUCAAAAGAAUUUAUCGUCGCUCGAUUCGAAUACGUCUAAAAUUGAGGAAAAUAUCACAACUAAAGACACAUCAUUGACUAACGACUUUCGCAAACCGUCUGAUGUCUCGCUCGAGCGAUUUAACAACUUGCAGAAAUCUGCGAAUUUGUCGAAUACUGCAAAUUCGCAUUUAAAGCCUCUGGAAAUCUCCAUACCACCACCGAAUAUAUUUACAGCGCCAACCAAAAAACGUAUGCUUCUUUUGGAUGCAAAAUCGAUUGCGAUGGGCAUGACAAAUAUUCUCUCGUCGAAAUCAAACGAGAACUCGAGGAAGCUCGUCGAUGGCAACGUGAAACUUUCCAUCGCAAGAGACGGUAACAUUGCGAAAUUGAACGUCCGCAUUCCUCAGACUGUAAGCAUUCUGAAGAAGCCAUCCGACAUGAAGACGAACCCACGACAAAAUGGCAGCGACAAGAAGCCUGCAGUACUUGUGCUGAAAAACACUAACAAUUUCCUGCUGAAUGUGAACGAAAAUGUGCCAAUCUUGAAGAUAGCAGAUUCACGCAAUCCAUAUAAUUACAAUCUUGCUGAGGCAACGAAAGGAAACGUUUCUUCAACCAUCAAGCAGGAAUUGAUGCCAAAAGCAGAGGACAAGCGAGUAAAGAUCACGUUGGGCAAGGACAAAUACAAGAUACAAAGCAAGCAGAAACUGUACGAGGCAACUCUGUACUCGAUCGACGAUGUGAAUAUCGUCGACCCAGAAGCGUUGAUACGAUUUAUCAUACGACGAUUGCCGAUAAUCACUCAGGACGCUCGUGAUCCCGAGUACAAGUCAAUACAUCCUUACGCAUGUUACAGCGAGGAGGAAUAUUUCGCUCACAACAUCGGCAAACAACGUGCGCUGGAGUGGUAUCGCGCCAAGACGAUCAGAAGAUGUUUUCUACGAAAAGCAGAGAAGCUGAUACCGUCCGAUCAACUAUGGAGCGUCAAGGAGAUCAUGCUAUGGGCGAGAUUGCACGGCUACACACCUAGUCGAAAAGCCUCCGGCAUAUUGGAAACGAUCACGAAGAAGCUACCCGAUACUACGACAUCCACUGCAAUCCCGAUCACGUGUACGGAAUCAGUCGCGUUGCAAAAGUGGUUGCAAACCUGCCAGGAAGAGUCUAGUUAUCGGCUAGAUGCUUGCGUCGAGGACGAAGAGAUCGACGUCGAAAGGAUCGAGCAGAGUUCGUGUGAGACGAUCACGAUUGACCGGAGAAAAAACGACGAUAAUCGAACUAGCGAUUCUUCAGCCGAUUCUAAAUUGAUACCGCUUGAACUUGAUCAAAACUUGUUGCCAUUCCACAAUUUUGUAUGCGAGACCGCGCGAGAUAUCGGCAUCAAGAUUCAAUCGGAAGAGAUUGUUCCUGGUGUUUUGUACAGUGCAGCUAGUCGCGUAAUGAUGCGGGUUGUCGAAUGUUUCGUGGAGGAUCUAACUCGAAUGUCAUUGGCGAAAGCUUGGGAAAGAAAUAGCGAAAAUGAAUGCCCCAAAGUAAUUACAGUGAACGACGUUCGUAAUGCUCUCACGAGUCGAGAGGAAUUCGACAUUUUCACGAACGAAGGUCUGGGUUCAAUACAACAAUCGUCGAGUACAAGGAAAUCGUCUAGUUUGUGACGACACAUGUGUGAAUGAGCAAGCAAUCUCCUAAUUACAGAUCGGACUAUGGAAUAUAAUUUGGUGCAGUGCUAUUUAACUACAUCUACAAGAAGGGUGCGUUAAAAGAAAUUAAGUGCGCACAAACUUACAUGAAGAAACAGUUCGAGAUAUUUCACUCGUCUCAGUCCCAACCAACUGGAAUCUUAUGACGCUCGACUUCGCGUUGUAACCAUUCACGAACUGGCUCAUAAUAAGCUAAGAGUGGCUCCACACGAUAUUCGGAAUAUCCCGUUAUCACACGUAGUGCGUGUCUCCAGUCUGCGCUGCUUCCAAGUUUCAUCGUCGACCUGGAAGCGAAGUAAGCUAAAAACUGUUUUCAUACGUUCAUUUUUAACUAUUUUUGUUUUUCUGAAAAAAAGCGAAAUUAAAUUUAUCAUUUUAUG
Nylanderia fulva is the source of this 4159-nucleotide messenger RNA. RefSeq names its product YEATS domain containing 2 homolog D12 (gene D12). Gene Ontology annotation, biological process: regulation of DNA-templated transcription. NCBI's taxonomy places the organism in Eukaryota, Metazoa, Arthropoda, Insecta, Hymenoptera, Formicidae. The record is from RefSeq and is a predicted model, not a curated record.